Messenger RNA from Prunus armeniaca (apricot), 996 nucleotides. The record is from the annotation of a GenBank genome assembly. Lineage: Eukaryota; Viridiplantae; Streptophyta; Magnoliopsida; Rosales; Rosaceae.
AUGGGAUCUCCAAUGUCCCUCCGUCGACUGAGAGACAUGAAACAAUAUCGGUAUCUUCCUCUAAUAGCUUUUUCAGCUCUAGUGCUCCUAUGCAUACGUUUGAAAAAUUCUUCUCAACCAAUUGGAACCACCCACGACGUAUCGCUUCUCAAAUUUCAACCGAACCCAGAAAGCUCAGAGUUGGUGGAAGUUUUGAGGAGAGCAUCGAUGGCAGACAGAACGAUCAUACUUACCAUUGUUGAGGAAGCCUGGACUGGUCCUGGCUCUGUUUUUGAUCUCUUCCUAGAGAGCUUUCGGAUUGGCCAAGAGACCAAAUGGCUCUUGAAUCACUUGAUCAUUGUCACUGUAGGCAGGCAAGCAUUUCAGUACUGCAAGUCCCUGCAUCCCCAUUGCUUCCAGCUCACACCAAUUGGAGUAUCGAAACCUUCUACCGGAGAGCAACUUCACCAGCACAGUCGGGAUAGACAUGACCUGCUACAUAAAGUGCUUCAACUAGGCUACAAUCUUGUUUUCACAGAGGUGGAUGUUAUGUGGUUCAGAAACCCAAUACCACACUUCAACCCCCAAGAUGAAGUCACAAUUCCAUGUGAUCUCGAACCGAAAGAUGGAAGCAAUAAACAGGACAGGGGGCUCUUUUAUGUGAAAUCGAAUGAUAUAUCAGUCGGAUUCUUCAACUACUUGAAAUUGGUCGGGGUCCUAUACCCCAACACUCCUUUUGAAUCUCUCUGUGAGAUUGCAACACAACAGGAGAUUAUGGAAAUGCUUGGAAUGCGCAUAAAAUUUCUUGAUAAAGCUUAUUUUGGUGGAUUUUGUCAGCCACUUAAGAACAAUAGUGAAGUUUAUACCAUGCAAGCAAACUGCUGUGAAAAGAUUGAAAGUAAGGUCCAUGAUCUAAAGCUUGUCCUAGAUGAUUGGAGAAACUUCACAAGACAAUCAUCAAAUAAUAGCUUGGGGACAUUGUCCUCAUGGAGAGCCCCAGACAAAUGCAUCCAAUAA